UUCUCUCCUUCCUUUUCACUCUCUGUACCCUAACUCAGCCGACAUACUUUAAAAAACCCGACGCGACGAAUAUUCGGUUCCUAACUGAUCCCUUAAGCUGCUCCAUACUCAAAACCUGUAAUCCUCUUUUACUAAUCAAGUUUACUGCUUUUCGAAGUUUCAAAAUGUCAACUGGCCCUGGGCUUGAGUCGCUUGUAGAUCAGACAAUCUCAGUUAUUACCAAUGAUGGACGCAACAUAGUGGGUGUUUUAAAAGGCUUUGACCAGGCCACAAAUAUCAUUCUCGAUGAAUCUCAUGAACGUGUGUACUCCACCAAGGAAGGUGUUCAGCAACUUGUGUUGGGUUUAUACAUAAUAAGAGGCGACAACAUAAGUGUCGUUGGUGAACUAGAUGAAGAGCUUGAUUCUGCUCUUGACUUGUCAAACCUGAGAGCACAUCCUCUGAAACCUGUUAUCCAUUGAUUGAACUGUGAAAGUUUUAGAGUUGCUAUGGACAGUAUGUUGGAUUAAAUACCUAAGGAAACAUAUCAAAGAACAGAAACAUAAUGAUGAGAAAUCAAAUGUGUAUUAAUUUUCGGAUGCAUUUUUAUGUAAUAUUUCCAUUCCUAUCGGUCAUGCUUUAUGUUUUGUAGCAGAUUAUUAUCGUUUU
Durio zibethinus is the source of this 648-nucleotide messenger RNA. Its product is annotated as sm-like protein LSM8. Gene Ontology annotation, molecular function: mRNA binding. Gene Ontology annotation, cellular component: U4/U6 x U5 tri-snRNP complex; U6 snRNP; precatalytic spliceosome. The record is from RefSeq and is a predicted model, not a curated record. Gene Ontology annotation, biological process: mRNA splicing, via spliceosome. NCBI's taxonomy places the organism in Eukaryota, Viridiplantae, Streptophyta, Magnoliopsida, Malvales, Malvaceae.